GCAUGUGUGUGAAACAUUAGAACGUCGUCCUUCAAAGAGCAGCAAUCAGAUAAACCCUGGAAGUGAUCAAUCCCCUUACAAAGCAAGAGUCGAUGCACACAGCGAUCAAAUUGCGGAAAAUAAUAUAUAUUGCUGUGACUACCAGGAAGCACAAGGAAGUUUAAGUAGUGGAAUGACAAAGGAAGAAGAAGAAAGUGGCGGUCCAACAAGUGAAAUUUGUGAGUUUCCACAGGCAGAUGGCGAUUAUAAAAGGGAGAACAAUAUUUGGCCUUUGGAUGAUUGGGUAGCUCUGUGUACUAAAGGUUCAGCUGAAUAUUCCCAAUCUGAUUCCUCCACAAAGUUUCUAGACCAGCAGGUUUUGCAAUCUCCAAAGGACAAUUCUCACAUUAACCUAGAUUUAUCUAUCUCUUCAUAUUUCUAUUGUUAAUUAAAAUUAGGGGUCCUUUGGUUAGUGAGAAAUUCUAGAAUAUUUCAUGAGAUUUAUUGUAUUUUGGAUAUUAUAUAAUUUCAGAAUUACUUUAUUUCACCAUUUUCAUAUAAAUGAUGGAAUAAGUUAUUUUAUAUAAAAGGUCGAUAAACCAAUCUUACAAGGUAUUUCAAUUCA
Molecule: messenger RNA, 604 nt
Organism: Capsicum annuum
Lineage: Eukaryota; Viridiplantae; Streptophyta; Magnoliopsida; Solanales; Solanaceae
Product: myb-related protein 1-like
Molecular function (GO): DNA-binding transcription factor activity; DNA binding
Source: RefSeq, a predicted model, not a curated record